GGCGGGGGUGGGGGUGGAGGUACGGCAGGCGGGGGUGGGGGGUCGUACGACCGACACGUGGAUGAGGCACUAACCCGGCAGCGGCACACGGACCUACGGCUGGCGUACGACAUGUUACUGAGGAGCCUGGCGUGCUUCGUGAAGGACAAGGUCCAGCCUCUGGGUCUGCAGCUGCCCCCCGGCUGGGGUCCCUUUGGUUGGCUGGCGGUGCUGUGCGCCUCCGUGCUGCGGGAGCCGGGCACGGAGGCGGUGCUGGCGGCGGCACACCAGGCGGUGAUGGCGGCGGCAGCGGCAGGAGGGGGAGGAGGAGGAGGAGGGGUGUUGCAGGGGGCAGGAGGCGGAG
Astrephomene gubernaculifera is the source of this 343-nucleotide messenger RNA. The record is from the annotation of a GenBank genome assembly. Lineage: Eukaryota; Viridiplantae; Chlorophyta; Chlorophyceae; Chlamydomonadales; Astrephomenaceae.